Molecule: messenger RNA, 6326 nt
Organism: Drosophila eugracilis
Lineage: Eukaryota; Metazoa; Arthropoda; Insecta; Diptera; Drosophilidae
Product: homeotic protein spalt-major
Exons: 4
Coding region: 707-4747 (1346 amino acids)
Biological process (GO): regulation of transcription by RNA polymerase II
Cellular component (GO): nucleus
Molecular function (GO): RNA polymerase II cis-regulatory region sequence-specific DNA binding; DNA-binding transcription factor activity, RNA polymerase II-specific
Source: RefSeq, a predicted model, not a curated record
GCGGGAGAGUCGACGUCGGCAGCGGCACGGAGAUAGUGAGAGGGAGAGAGAAUGACAAAUUCGAACUGAAAGGCGAGUUUCAAUUCGCCGAGGCGAGUGUAUCUGUAAGUUAUGGUGGUGUGUGUGUUUCUCCAUUCGUUGCCGUCGCAGCGAAAGUAUCUCAAUCUCUCAGAUACCUCGGUACGGCACUCGAAAACGGACACAGCCGGUUUCCAACAAUUUCAGUACGAAAACGGCACGAAGUCGGCUUCGACGUUUUUUUUGGAAGCGCGUAGAUGAACGUCCGCAGCGAGCACUCGAUUUCUCUCAGUGCCGCAAUCGUAACACGUUGCGUAUGCGUAACGCGCACUCAGUUCUGUUUUUAGCGACUUUUCCUUCGAGCCACACAAGUUAAUUUCCCAAGUGCCGCCGCGAAAAUCACAACACAAACGAUGACAAUCACCGGGCAGCUGUAGUUUAACUUGGCCAUCAGCUAAAAUACGAGAAAUAUCUGAAAAAAGAAACACGCGACCCAACGCUUUUCCCACUGCCGACGGCAAAACACAAAAGUGCUGAAAGUAACUAAAAUUUACUUAUUUUUACCCUAAAAAAAGGAAAAAAAAAACCAAAACACAGUGCAAUGAUCGAGCAAAGUUAAGAAAAAUUCAAAACAAACAAAAAAGGAAAACCCCGUUCACGGAAAAGUGCUAGCUGAAAAGUUCUCUUGAUGAAAAAUCACCUGUCCAACGUUCUGUGUGCGAUGCGUAGUGACUUCAAGGAUAAUCACCAGGAGACCAUCAAUAAAAUGAUACAAUUUGGUACAGUGAAAUAUGGCAUUGUCAAACAGCUGAAGGAUCGCGCUCGCAGCGCUGACAAAGAUACUGGUAGCGAUCAGGAGGAGAAUGGUGGCUGCUCGCCACUGACCACGGCCACCACUACGGCCAGUCCCAGUCGGAGUCCCGAGCCCGAGGAGGAGCACCACGCAGAGCAGAGCACCCAAGAGCAGCAGAACAACCUACAAUUCGAGGUAAAAUCAGAGAUUGAACCUGUUGAGGAUAACAACAACAGAGUGGAAAUGACCAAGCCGAGUUCCGAGGAGCGAGAGCCGAAUGCCAGUGGCUCCAUGCCAAGCUCACCAGUGGCAGAGGCCAGUGCCGAGGAGGCGGCCACCGAAAGGGCGACGAUGAAGAUGGACAAGGAGAUCGAGGUGGAUGUGGAGAUGCCCGAUGAGCCGCAAAGCAGUGCGGUGCCUGCCACGGAGGUAAGCUUGCCGGGAGCAGCAGGAGCACCAGUUACCCUGGAAGCCAUACAAAAUAUGCAAAUGGCCAUUGCCCAGUUCGCGGCCAAGACCAUCGCCAAUGGUUCGAAUGGAGCGGACAACGAGGCUGCCAUGAAGCAGUUGGCCUUCCUCCAGCAGACCCUCUUCAAUCUGCAGCAGCAACAGCUCUUCCAGAUCCAGCUCAUCCAGCAGCUCCAAUCCCAACUGGCCCUCAAUCAGGCCAAGCAGGAAGAGGAACUCGAGGAGGAUCAGGAUGGGGAACAGGAUCAGGAGCAGGAAACUGAUACCUACGAAGAGGAGGAGCGCAUUGCCGAUAUGGAACUGCGCCAGAAGGCGGAGGCUAGAAUGGCGGAGGCCAAGGCCCGUCAGCAUCUGAUAAAUGCUGGAGUUCCCCUGCGAGAGUCCUCGGGAUCCCCGGCGGAAUCCCUGAAGAGGAGGAGAGAACUGGAACACGAGUCCCAGCCAAACCGUAGACCGAGCUUGGAUAACAUCCACAAAGAGGCCUCGGCACAGGAUGCCCUGGCCAAACUCAAGGAAAUGGAGAACACACCUCUGCCCUUUGGCUCUGAUCUGGCCUCCAGCAUUAUCACCCACCAUGAUGACCUGCCGGAGCCAAAUUCCCUGGAUCUGCUGCAGAAACGCGCCCAGGAGGUGUUGGACUCUGCAUCGCAGGGAAUCCUGGCCAACAGCAUGGCCGAUGACUUUGCCUUCGGCGAGAAAUCGGGUGAGGGAAAGGGUCGCAAUGAGCCCUUCUUCAAGCACCGCUGCAGGUAUUGCGGGAAGGUUUUUGGCUCGGACUCCGCUCUCCAGAUCCACAUUAGAUCACAUACAGGCGAGCGACCCUUCAAGUGCAAUGUGUGUGGCAGUCGCUUCACCACCAAGGGUAACCUCAAGGUUCACUUCCAGCGCCAUGCCCAAAAGUUCCCCCACGUGCCCAUGAAUGCCACGCCCAUUCCCGAGCACAUGGACAAGUUCCAUCCGCCGCUGCUGGACCAAAUGUCGCCCACAGAUAGCUCGCCCACCCACUCGCCUGCCCCGCCUCCGUUGGGCUCAACUCCAACCUCCUUUCCGCCCGCUUUUCCUGGCCUCCAGAAUCUCUAUCGUCCGCCCAUGGAGAUCCUGAAGAGUCUGGGUGCUGCUGCCCCGCAUCAGUUCUUUCCGCAGGACUUGCCCACGGAUCUGAGAAAGCCCUCGCCGAAACUGGAGGAGGAGCAGCUGCAGGUGAAGAAUGAACCCACUGAGGAGAAGGAUCAGCGGGAGCAGCAAGAGCAGGAGAAUGCGGAGUACUCGGAACCUGAACCGGAACCUCUGCCUCUGGAAGUUAGCAUCAAAGAGGAGCGCAUGGAGGAGGCACAGGCGCAGGUUAAGGAGGAAGAUCAUCGCACGGAUCUGAGGAGGAAACCCUCUCCUUCGUCCGAACACCGCUCCCUGCAUCACCAACACCACCGUCACAGCUACCAUGGCUAUCCGCCGGUGGUGCAGCCCAUCCAGCCAGCUGCCCUGAUGCAUCCACAACCCUCGCCGGGCUCCCAAUCCCACCUAGAUCACCUGCCAACGCCGGGGCAAUUGCCACCACGCGAGGAUUUCUUCGCCGAGCGUUUUCCCCUCAACUUUACCACCGCCAAAACUCUUUCCCCCGAGCACCAUUCACCCGUAAGAUCGCCCGCAGGGGGAGCACUUCCGCCGGGAGUACCCCCACCACCUCACCCACACCCGCACCACAUGGCCAGGUCGCCGUUCUUUAAUCCCAUUAAGCACGAAAUGGCCGCUCUACUGCCACGUCCCCACAGCAAUGACAACUCCUGGGAGAACUUCAUCGAGGUUUCGAACACCUGCGAGACCAUGAAGCUCAAGGAGCUGAUGAAGAACAAGAAGAUCAGUGAUCCCAACCAGUGCGUGGUCUGCGAUCGUGUGCUGUCCUGCAAGAGUGCCCUUCAGAUGCACUACCGCACCCACACCGGGGAGCGUCCCUUCAAGUGCAGGAUCUGCGGCAGGGCAUUCACCACCAAGGGCAACCUGAAGACCCACAUGGCGGUGCACAAGAUCCGUCCGCCGAUGAGGAACUUCCAUCAGUGCCCCGUGUGCCACAAGAAGUACUCGAAUGCCCUGGUUCUCCAGCAACAUAUUCGACUGCAUACGGGUGAGCCGACGGAUCUGACGCCCGAGCAGAUCCAGGCGGCCGAGAUCAGGGAUCCACCUCCUUCCAUGAUGCCGAGUCACUUUAUAAAUCCCUUCGCAGCAGCGGCUUUCCAUUUCGGAGCUCUGCCUGGCGGUCCAGGUGGUCCUCCGGGUCCCAAUCAUGGUGCUCACAAUGGCGCCUUGGGUUCGGAGUCUUCGCAGGGUGAUCUGGAUGAUAACAUGGACUGCGGGGAGGAUUACGAAGAUGAUGUCUCCUCAGAGCAUCUCUCGAAUAGUAAUCUCGAGCAGGAGGGCGACAGACCCCGCUCUGGUGAUGACUUCAAGUCUUUGUUGUUCGAGCAGAAGUUAAAGAUCAAUGCCACGGGAGUGGUUAACACGAACUCCGUUCGACCGCGUUCCUCCGCCUCGAGUCAUGGUCAUUCGGUGGGCUCCACUUCGGCGCCCACAUCGCCCUCCGUUCACCCAUCGAACCAGGUGAUUAAGCCCAGUUUAUCCCCUGCCCGAUCGGAUGUUUCCCAAGGAGCUUUGGACCUGACGCCACGAGCUGCUCCCACCUCGAGUUCCAGUUCGCGAUCGCCGCUGCCGAAGGUGAAGCCUGAGAGUCCGCCUAGUUUGCCCAGGAGUCCCAGUGGUCCUGCCCAUGCCCCCGCAUCCCUGCUGAACUCACCCCUGCCGCCCACCGUGGGUAUUGAUUGCCUGCCCCCCGGUCUGCAACACCAUCUGCAGCAGCAACAUCAGCAUUUGAUGCAGCAGCAGGCAGCGGUUGCGGCAGCAGCAGCGGCCCAGCAUCAUCACCACCAACAGAUGGCGGCACUACAUCAGCACCAGGAGCAACUGCGUCGCGAGGCAGCCGAGGCACAGCAAAAGGCCGCAGCAGCUGCUGCAGCAGCGGCCGCAGCAGCCGCCGCCCAGCGUCAAACCUCUCCGCAACCGAAUCAGCGACAGGAAGGCGGACCUGGGGCGGGACCACCACCCAACCCUCUGAUGGGCGCCCGUCCGCCCUUCGGAAUGUUCCCCAACCUGCCACUCUUCCCGCCCGCAACUACUCAGAAUAUGUGCAAUGCCAUGAACCAGAUCGCCCAGUCCGUUAUGCCGGCGGCUCCGUUCAACCCACUGGCGUUGAGUGGGGUCCGCGGCAGCACCACCUGCGGCAUCUGCUACAAGACAUUCCCCUGCCACUCGGCCUUGGAGAUCCACUACAGGAGCCACACCAAGGAGCGGCCCUUCAAGUGCAACAUCUGCGAUCGCGGAUUUACUACGAAGGGCAACCUGAAGCAGCAUAUGCUAACUCAUAAGAUCCGCGACAUGGAGCAAGAAACCUUCAGAAAUCGUGCCCUAAAGUAUGAGUGAGAGAAACGAUGAUAGCCAAAAACUAAACACUCUACACUAUCACGAUUGUGAUCUAGAAGGCUAACCUGGCCAUCAAGAUCACUUGGCUCCCAGAAAGAAAGUUUGGCAAUCCAAGCCCAGACCCAGUCAAGAUGCAAUCGAUUCUCGCAACCAAAUGAUCUCAAGAUUUAGAGCGAAAUGGGAGAGGGGAGGAGGAGAGUAGGGGAGAUGGGGCCGACUCUGGUGAAGAUCAGUCGAGUACACAAAUCCUUAUAUUUAUAAAUUUUGUUGCCCACAAAAAUAUUAUUUGAUUGUUGCUCGGAAAAUGAGAAGUGAAAAAGUUUCCAACUGGAAAGCGGGCAUGGUGAUCGAUUAUGUUCCAGCCACGAGGAGGAUGAGCACUUUCAUAAACAAUCUUUUUAUGAUCUGAACGGGAAUUUCGCUAAAUACAAUACUAAGGUGGGAUCAUGAAACGUAUCCAAAGAUGCAUCAAAAGCGAUUUGAGUUCCAGCUAAACAAGGCGAGGGAGAUCUGGAGGUGGAACCAAAGGCUGCUUGGUAUUGAGAGACUGAUGGCGUUUCAUGUUCCACCAAAAACUAAAAACGGAUUCGGAAUCGGAAUCUAAAGCUAUACUAUAUAUGAAUCCGAAUCCGAAUCCAAAGCAGCUGAAGAAGAAGAUAGAAAGAAAGAGAAGGCGUAGUAAAAUCAAAAUUCGAAUUUAAAGCAAAUCUUAAGGUAUAUGCUAAUAUAAAUAUAAUAGGUACCUAAGCGAGACAUGUGUACAUAUAUAUAUAGAUAUAUAUAUGAUAUAUUAUAACCAAACCCCCACACACACACACACACACUCACACACCAACGCAUAUGCAUACAUGUUAAUAAUCUAUUUGGAAUGUGCAAUAAUAUGACAUGCUAUAAAUUUAGAUGCGAACGCCGAGCGCAGGCUUUUGUUUCCUACUACUCGUAAAUUAGAUUUAUUUUCCACCUCUUGUACAUACUCCUAUAAAUAUUCACACACACACACUCUCUAUUAUUAUUAUUAUUACUAUUAUUAUUAUGAAUAACACACACAUUUCGACAUCCAAACGCUUUGCUUUCGAGUACUUGGGUUAGGAAUAAAAAUGGAAUAAAAAUCUAAAAAAUAUAUAUGAGAAAUUGUGAUAUUAAAUGUAAAAAAAAAAGAAAAAUAAAUACAAACUACGAUUGCGGUGGCCGGGGGGAGACCCAAUGAUCGAAGCCCCAGCAAAAUGCUUUCCAUAUCACAGAUGAGAGAACCACAAAAGAUAUCUAACAUUCAUAGUUAAUUUAGUCGUUAGCCGAGGGGACAAUCCCCACCCACAAAAUACACACACAUACACACACACACACUCUAAUUUCACUUCAUUGGAAGGAUUAACCCCUAGCGUUAAGUAAGUUUAUUGAGCGAUCGUACACGUAUUGAUUACCACACUUAAAUUUAACACGGAUACACACUCUGUUCGUAAGCAUUAAGCAUAGUCUCAUAAUUUAUUACGCAAAAAAAAGAAACUAAAAAUGAAUCUAUGGAGAAGAAACAAAUAAUAAAUAUAUGUAUUUAAGUUAUGAAAAAUUAAUAAGCCCUCGU